This is a messenger RNA of Anneissia japonica, 2296 nucleotides long. Its product is annotated as vascular endothelial growth factor receptor 1-like. The transcript has 8 exons. The coding region runs from base 193 to 1461 and encodes 422 amino acids. The record is from RefSeq and is a predicted model, not a curated record. NCBI's taxonomy places the organism in Eukaryota, Metazoa, Echinodermata, Crinoidea, Comatulida, Comatulidae. Gene Ontology annotation, molecular function: protein binding. Gene Ontology annotation, biological process: cell adhesion; axon guidance. Gene Ontology annotation, cellular component: plasma membrane.
AUUUAGAACAGUAUUAUUGUCCUGCAGUUCAUUCAGUUUCCGGUCUGACUAUCGGUCGGCUUCCGAUUGUAGGUCUGUAUCGAUCUAUAAUACAAUUACUCUAUGACAACGGUGGUAAACCAGGCAGCCCUAUAAGCUAUCCCGACAGUAGGUGUAUUUUAAUACACAUUGUAUAUAGGCUUUUGUACUACCAUGAGAGAUGUACGUGUUCUAGAACUUGUUUCCUGCUUUCUUUUUAGCGUUGCCUACACUCAUGCUGGCUUCGCAAAUGAGCUAUCGAUUGGCCAAGGUGUUUAUCUCGGCCGCCCGUGCGAACCAGACUGUAAAGAACUGUACCCUAAGAUAACUCUACCGAUAAAGAAGGAAACCAUUCUUAACACAAGUGAUGAACUUAAAAUAGAUUGCAACGUAAAAAAGACCUUAGGGAACGAAGUUCACUAUCCAAUUAAGAUGUGGAUGUGUCUCGGCUAUGAUGAAAUGUGCUUUAGAAGACCACCUUCAGCGUGUCCCGAUACCGAUGCUGUUCUUAUUUGUAACGAAAGUGAUAGUGGCAGCAAUGCCUUCAGUAUAACAUAUACUAAAAGUAGUGUUCGCCAUAAUGACAGUGGUACUUACUACUGUGUAGCUGAUACGAUGGAUGCUAGCUUCAUCACUGUACCAAGCUAUACCGAAACCCAUGUUACUGUCAAAUAUUUUCCACUGAAAAUUGAAAUUGUUUCACUUACUAACAAGUAUGAACAUAUCAGCGGAGAAGACAUAAUAAUUGAAUGUCACGUCAGUAAGGUCAUAUUACAGAAGGAGAAUCUCCACAAACUGAAAAUGUGGUUCUGUGAUAAACACAGUAGUGAAAGUUGUCUUAAUUCCACUCACUGCCUAAGACAUGGACUAAACUGUACAACAAGCACCAGUCCAGACAGCGCGUCUUUGUCAGCAAUGCACAUAAUAAAGAACGCAAAGGUCGAAGACAGCGGAACUUAUUAUUGUGUAGCACAAGCUGAUGAAGAGUAUAUCAUGCCGAGUAUUGUAAAUGUAUCUGUUGAAGUCAAUAUUAAAGAUAAGGUUCCUUUGAAAUUAAAAAAAACAUCAUUGAAGUCGAUUGUGACGCGACCAGCCAACAACGUUGACCUCAUCUGUCUUUGCAAUGGUUAUCCCGAGCCGUCGAUCACGUGGUACCAAGGUGACCGAGUGAUACAGAAUGGAACUAAGUGGUAUAGUUUACAUAAUAUUUCAAACGCAAAUGAAGGUGACUAUUACUGCGUGUGCAAGAACCGCUUAGAACAUAUCACAUUUACAACGACAAUUGAUGUUAAAGACAUUCACGGUACCCGUUUACGACUGGCAACCGUUGUUAGUCUCGGAGGAGUCCUUGGAAUAAUUGUCAUCAUCUUGGUUUACUGCAUUUAUAUGAAAUUAAAAAAGAAUGCAGUCAAUUCCUAUGUAACUUUAGGAAGAACAGUUUAGUUAUGAUGAAGCAACGAUGAAGUACUGAACUUGAUAAGAAAACAUUGUUGUCAAGAGAAGCGAUGAUUAGUCUUACGUAAAGACUUAAAAAAGUAGUAGAAAUAACGUUUCGUACUUUCAAAUACACAGAACUGAGUAUGUUUAAACUCAUAUAGACCGUAUAUUCAAUUGAAUGGAAUAUAAGAAAAUGUACAACGUAUUCUAAUAACAUUAAAGCUAACAUUACCGUUUGGCAACCAUUGAUAGAUAAAUAGUUCCUAUAUCUAAAUUUUGAAACACUGUAGUACUAUGAAAUUACAACUACUGUACUUUCAAUUUAGCGAUAUAUGCAAACAUUCUUUUAGAGAUCUUAUCAGUUGUUAUAUUCACCUGUGUACUUGGCCCAGCUGCUGACAAUGCGAAACAAAUGUAGUGGAUUGGACAUUAUGUAUGACGUAAAUAAUUUUGUCUUCGCUAUUAAGUUAUAUAUGUUUACAGUCUACAUAUAUUAUGUAUAUUACAUUGAGUUAUACUGUAUAUUAUUUUAUCUGUGUAUGUACAGUAAGUUGAAAUAAAUAGCCCGGUUCUCACGGGAGCCCUAGUAUCCGAAUCGGGAGCUAACCGUUAGUGUUAACCGUUAGCACCUGCGUGAGAACGCCCGAUCGGUUAGCGAUAAUAGUUAGCAGUAUCCGGAUACCGCUAACGGUUAGCAAGCCUAUCGGUUAGCAAAAAUGAGCACGUUUCUAUCAUCAACCAAUCACACGUACGCGUUUACAAUUUCCAGUUUCUUAUUGGCCAGUGAUUCGAUCAUCAUUGUCGGUAUCCGGAUCGGGAUUUUCUCGUAUGGACGCACGGC